AUGCUACGUCGAUGUGUCGCUAGGGUCACUAGUCGACGGUACUAUUCGGAUCAGCAUGUUUACCAAAAGACUUUGAUCUUGCCGAAGACCAAGUUUCCAAACAGAUCCAAUUUACAGAAGACUUUAGAUCAAUUGAUACCACAAUCCUCGCAGGAUGUUUAUACCUCUCAGUUGAAAGAAUUCAUGGCUGAAGUCAUGAAAUUACCAGAUGAUGUGUCGAAACUCAAAAUGAUCAAAGACAAUCUAUUCAUACUUCAUGACGGACCUCCAUAUGCAAACGGUGACCUACAUCUUGGGCAUGCCCUGAAUAAGAUUAUCAAAGAUAUUAUAAACAGAUAUGAAUUAUCGCAAGGCAAAUAUGUUUAUUACAAGCCGGGAUGGGACUGUCAUGGUUUACCAAUAGAGAUGAAGGCACUUAAGGAUAUAUCUUCUGAAGGCGUGGCAUCGAUAUCACGAGGAAAGGUCCGUUCCAUGGCAGCAGCUCAUGCUACUAAAGCUAUCAAGGCACAGAAGAAACAGUUUAAACAAUUUGCUAUCCUAACUGACUGGGAGGAUUAUUAUAAUACAAUGAGCCCGCAGUACGAGAUAGAUCAGCUUGAAGUGUUUUUGCAGAUGCUAAAGCGAGGGUUGAUCAAGAGACAAAACAAGCCUGUCUUUUGGGGCACAGAGACCAGAACAGCCUUGGCGGAGGGUGAAUUGGAAUAUAAUGAGACCCAUAAAUCCACUGCUGCGUAUGUGAAAUUUCCGUUAACUUCUGAAUCGAAUCUACAAUUUUUGGAGAGACUUCCAAUAAAUGUGAUGGUCAAGUAUUUAGUGGAUAAAGAAAGAAAUGACACGAUUAAUUGUCUUAUCUGGACGAGUACACCUUGGACAUUAUUUUCAAAUCGGGCAAUCUGUUUCAAUGAACGUUUCAACUACUCUUUGGUGUUGCUUCAAGAUUCAAGUUUUAUAGUCGAGGAGAAUCUUCUGGAAAAUUUGAAACUUGACGAACCUUAUGAAGUUUUAGCAACAUUCCCAGGUACAACACUGACCGGUCUUUAUUAUACACAGCCAUCAUUACGAGAUGGAGUACCGCGUCCAUUACUAAAUGGCGACCAUGUGACAGGUUCGACUGGUACAGGUCUAGUUCAUACCGCUCCAGGACAUGGUUCCGACGAUUAUUUGAUUGGACUUCAGAAUGAUUUAGAUAUUUUUUCUCCUGUAGACCAUACUGGCCGCUACAAACUAGACGAUUUACCUCAACACCUUCAUGAUACUCUGAAGGAACCUGAUUCUGGCCUUCCAAGAAAAGUGCUUGAUCCUGCUACAGCUUCUGUCAUCAUUGAAGAACUCGAGAGGCUUGGCACGCUUCAUCACUCUCACGAAUACGUUCACUCGUAUCCUUAUGACUGGAGAUCCAAGAAGCCUGUAGUCAUAAGGGCAACACCUCAAUGGUUUGCAGAUCUACAUGACGUAAAGGGUUUGGCACUCAAUAGCUUGGGGAGAGUUAACUUCCAUCCUGAACGUGGACGGGCUAGGUUGAGUUCGUUCAUAAAAAGCAGAAACGAGUGGUGCAUCUCGAGACAGCGCUCAUGGGGUGUUCCUAUUCCAGCUCUUUACAAAAAAGAUGCACCCGACGUUGCUUUAAUGACUGAAGAGACAGUCACCCACAUUAUUGAUGUGAUCAGGAGAAAGGGUAUUAAUUCCUGGUUUUCACAGAAUGAAAGCGAUAUGGAAGAAUGGCUGCCAUCAAGUUUAAAAGGCGAAGCAGCGAACUAUUUUAGAGGCAAAGAUACAAUGGACGUUUGGUUUGAUAGUGGGACGUCGUGGAGUGUCAUUGAAAAGUUUUACACAGAGACUCUGAAGAUGAAGAAUCUACCAGAUGUCUUGGCAGAUGCCUAUCUGGAAGGCUCUGAUCAACACAGAGGUUGGUUUCAGAGUUCCCUGUUAACAAAAGUCGCUCAGUCAGGGUCCCCCAUUGCACCCUACAAGAAUCUCAUCACACAUGGCUUUACACUGGAUGAGAAUGGUGUUAAAAUGUCAAAAUCCAUUGGCAACACAAUUUCUCCCAAAGCCGUCAUAGAGGGCGAUCAAAAACUUGGGCUGCCAUCGCUUGGAGUAGACGGACUAAGGUACCUUGUAGCUCGGGCCAAUUAUACCACUGAUAUUGUUGCCGGUCCGACCAUUAUGAAUCACGUAGCUGAUGCGUUGAAAAAAUUGAGACUUAGCUUCCGUUUCCUGUUGGGGAACUUGCAGGUUGGUAGCCAUAAAUUGCUGUCAUGUGAAGAACUACGUCCUGUUGACAAGUACACGAUCGGAAAAUUGCAGGAACUAUUGACAAUUGUCAAACAAGAAUACCAAAAUUACAAUUUCUCAAAGGUUUUGACAACAGUACAACACCAUACAGCCAAUCAGCUUUCUGCAUUCUACUUUGACCUUUCUAAGGAUACUUUAUAUUCGGAUGCCAAAGAUUCUUUAAAGAGACAGCAAGUGCAGACGACGUUGUUCCAUAUACUGGACACAUAUCGCGCUAUUUUGAUGCCAAUUCUUCCGGUGUUAAUACAAGAGGUUUGGAACUAUGUCCCACAAACACUGAAGAACAGUGAAAAUGAGCUAGUCUCGCCAUUUACCAAGCCAUGGCCUAGUUUUCACGUCUCUGAACAGAUGAUAGAAAAUUUUGAAAGCAAUGAGCUAGCAAUCCUAAAAGAAUAUCAGGAUCAAUUUAAAAAACUCGACAGGUUGACGAAAUCUACACAGACAACAGUCACCAUAUACACCGAUUCCAAGACUUUUCCAUGCUCUGCUGAGGAAAUCAAUGACAUUUUACAGGUCGUCCACACAGAGAUUGUUCAAACGAGCCUUGACGAGGGUGUUGACGAUAUAUUUGUGCUACACGAUAAGACAAGAGCAAGACUGAUAGUGACGCCUAGCCCCUUGCACAAAUGCCCUAGGUGCUGGAAGCACAGCGCUCCAGCUGAGGGAGAUUUAUGUGAUCGCUGCAAUGAUGUCGUUUCACCUUAG
Molecule: messenger RNA, 3000 nt
Organism: Torulaspora delbrueckii
Lineage: Eukaryota; Fungi; Ascomycota; Saccharomycetes; Saccharomycetales; Saccharomycetaceae
Gene: ISM1
Product: isoleucine--tRNA ligase ISM1
Exons: 1
Coding region: 1-3000 (999 amino acids)
Biological process (GO): isoleucyl-tRNA aminoacylation
Cellular component (GO): cytosol
Molecular function (GO): tRNA binding; isoleucine-tRNA ligase activity; aminoacyl-tRNA deacylase activity
Source: RefSeq, a predicted model, not a curated record